AGCAACCGGGGGGGCCGGAGCCGCCUGCGCUGUCGGGGCGGCGGGCCCAGAAGCCCUCCCCCCACCCGGGGGAAAACGACCGCCGUUCAGGUGGGGACCUCCUCGGUCCCGUCCCGGGCUGCAGCAGGCGCUUCUGGGUUCGGCAGCGCAGCAUGAAAGCAGCGGCCGCCGCCGCCUCCAGGGCUGCAGGCAGAUCAGCCCCCAGCGAAUAAGCAGCGAGUCCUGGACCCGGAGGAGGAGGAGCAGCGGCCGAGCAUCUCUCUCGCCCGCCGCUCGGUGUCCUUUAAAUGAAGACUCCCCGCGGGCGCCGGGGGUAGAUCCGCAGAGCCUCGCCCCGCGCCGCCGACCCCGCUCCCAUCACUCACCUGUGACCGGCACCGCUCAGCCCGCCCGGUCCCCGCUCCUCCAGCGGCCCUGGUCCGGGCGCCCCUUUGUAUGCCGCCGACAUGGCCAGCCAGCAGGAUUCCGGCUUCUUUGAGAUCAGUAUCAAAUAUUUACUGAAAUCCUGGAGUAAUACUUCUCCAGUUGGCAACGGUUAUAUCAAGCCUCCAGUUCCACCUGUAUCUGGCACACAAAGGGAGAAAGGCCCCCCAACCAUGUUACCCAUCAGUGUGGACCCAGACAGCAAACCAGGAGAAUAUGUUCUCAAGAGUUUAUUUGUCAACUUCACCACCCAGGCUGAGCGCAAGAUUCGCAUCAUCAUGGCAGAACCCCUGGAAAAGCCAUUGACAAAAUCUCUACAACGUGGAGAAGACCCCCAGUUCGAUCAAGUCAUCAGCUCGAUGAGCUCCCUUUCUGAAUACUGCCUGCCUUCCAUUCUGCGUACACUGUUUGACUGGUAUAAAAGGCAAAAUGGCAUUGAGGAUGAAUCACAUGAAUACAGGCCAAGAACGAGCAAUAAAUCAAAAAGUGAUGAACAGCAGCGAGAUUACUUAAUGGAAAGACGGGACCUCGCCAUUGAUUUUAUUUUUUCUUUGGUUUUAAUAGAAGUUUUAAAACAGAUUCCACUUCAUCCUGUGAUAGACAGUUUAAUACAUGAUGUUAUUAACUUGGCUUUUAAGCACUUUAAAUACAAAGAAGGGUACCUCGGUCCUAACACUGGCAAUAUGCACAUUGUGGCAGACCUGUAUGCAGAAGUCACUGGAGUGCUCGCGCAAGCUAAAUUCCCUGCUGUAAAGAAGAAAUUCAUGGCAGAGCUGAAGGAAUUACGGCACAAAGAACAGAGCCCAUAUGUUGUUCAGAGCGUUAUCAGUUUGAUAAUGGGAAUGAAAUUCUUUCGAAUUAAGAUGUAUCCGGUGGAAGACUUUGAGGCCUCUCUUCAGUUCAUGCAGGAAUGUGCACAUUAUUUCCUCGAAGUCAAGGACAAAGAUAUCAAGCAUGCCUUGGCUGGGCUUUUUGUUGAAAUUCUUGUCCCUGUUGCUGCAGCUGUUAAAAAUGAAGUAAAUGUUCCCUGCCUUAGAAACUUUGUUGAAAGCCUGUAUGAUACUACGCUGGAACUCUCUUCUCGAAAGAAGCAUUCCCUGGCCUUGUACCCCCUGGUGACGUGUCUGCUCUGUGUCAGUCAGAAGCAGCUGUUCCUGAACAGGUGGCACAUUUUCCUCAACAACUGCCUAUCCAACCUUAAAAAUAAAGACCCCAAGAUGGCUCGAGUUGCCCUGGAAUCUCUGUACAGAUUACUUUGGGUUUACAUGAUUCGAAUUAAAUGUGAGAGCAACACAGCCACUCAGAGCCGCCUUAUAACCAUCAUCACCACACUUUUCCCCAAAGGGUCCCGUGGUGUGGUGCCGAGAGAUAUGCCUCUGAACAUCUUUGUGAAAAUCAUCCAGUUCAUUGCCCAGGAACGUUUAGAUUUUGCAAUGAAAGAAAUCAUUUUUGAUUUUCUUUGUGUGGGAAAACCAGCGAAAGCAUUCAGUCUCAAUCCAGAGAGAAUGAACAUUGGUUUGCGGGCCUUCUUGGUAAUAGCCGAUAGCUUGCAGCAGAAAGAUGGUGAGCCUCCCAUGCCGGUCACAGGAGCUGUUCUCCCGUCAGGAAACACAUUGAGAGUGAAGAAAACAUACUUGAGUAAAACACUAACGGAAGAGGAAGCCAAAAUGAUAGGCAUGUCAUUAUAUUACUCUCAAGUACGAAAAGCCGUGGACAAUAUUUUAAGGCACCUUGAUAAGGAAGUAGGAAGGUGUAUGAUGCUAACGAACGUCCAGAUGUUAAACAAAGAACCCGAAGACAUGAUCACGGGUGAGAGAAAGCCAAAAAUAGAUCUUUUCAGGACUUGUGUUGCUGCUAUUCCUCGACUGCUUCCUGAUGGGAUGUCCAAACUUGAACUUAUUGACCUGCUGGCUAGGCUCUCCAUUCAUAUGGAUGAUGAACUGCGACAUAUUGCACAAAAUUCUCUGCAGGGUUUGCUUGUCGACUUCUCGGACUGGAGGGAAGACGUGCUGUUUGGCUUCACCAACUUCCUACUCCGGGAAGUGAAUGACAUGCAUCACACGCUCCUCGAUUCAUCCCUUAAGUUACUGCUCCAGCUCCUCACCCAGUGGAAACUGGUCAUACAAACUCAAGGAAAAGUCUAUGAACAAGUCAACAAAAUCAGGAAUUCAGAGCUCAUUCCAAAUGGCUCCAGCCACAGAACUCCGUCGGAGCGAGGUCCCCACUGCAGUGUACUCCACGCCGUGGAAGGCUUUGCACUGGUGCUGCUGUGCAGUUUCCAGGUGGCUACACGCAAACUGUCUGUUUUAAUUCUGAAGGAAAUUCGAGCUUUAUUUGUUGCCCUGGGUCAGCCUGAGGACGACGACAGGCCUAUGAUUGAUGUCAUGGAUCAGCUAAGUUCUUCCAUUCUCGAAAGUUUUAUUCAUGUAGCAGUUUCGGAUUCAACGACGCUACCGCUGAGCCACAGCGUGGACCUGCAGUGGUUGGUGGAGUGGAACGCAGUCCUGGUCAACAGCCAUUACGAUGUGAAGAGCCCCUCCCACGUCUGGAUAUUCGCUCAGUCCGUCAAGGACCCCUGGGUCCUCUGCCUCUUCAGCUUCCUGCGGCAGGAGCACCUGCCCAAGCACUGCCCCACGGCCCUCGGCUACGCCUGGCCCUACGCCUUCACUCGCCUCCAGUCGGUGAUGCCCCUGGUGGACCCCAAUAGUCCAAUUAAUGCCAAGAAAACCAGCAGUGCCGGCAGUGGAGACAACUACGUUACCUUGUGGAGAAAUUACCUUAUUCUUUGUUUCGGGGUGGCGAAACCCAGUAUUAUGAGCCCGGGACACUUAAGAGCUUCCACUCCAGAGAUAAUGGCGACCACCCCUGAUGGUACAGUGAGCUACGAUAACAAGGCCAUAGGCACCCCAUCCGUGGGAGUUCUGUUAAAGCAGUUGGUGCCUUUGAUGAGACUAGAGAGCAUUGAGAUCACAGAGUCCUUAGUUUUAGGAUUUGGAAGAACAAAUUCCCUUGUUUUCAGAGAACUGGUAGAGGAACUUCAUCCGUUAAUGAAAGAAGCUCUAGAACGAAGACCAGAGAACAAAAAACGCCGAGAACGGCGAGACUUGUUAAGGCUACAACUCCUUCGGAUAUUUGAACUUCUGGCUGAUGCUGGUGUCAUAAGUGACAGCACAAAUGGAGCCUUGGAACGGGAUACGUUAGCUCUUGGGGCUUUGUUCUUAGAAUACGUGGACCUGACCCGCAUGCUCCUAGAAGCCGAAAAUGAUAAAGAAGUUGAAAUUCUUAAAGAUAUCCGGGCACAUUUCAGUGCGAUGGUCGCCAACUUGAUUCAGUGCGUGCCAGUUCAUCACCGAAGAUUCCUUUUUCCCCAGCAAAGCCUGAGGCACCAUCUUUUCAUCCUGUUUAGCCAGUGGGCAGGACCUUUCAGCGUCAUGUUCACGCCUCUGGAUCGUUACAGUGAUAGAAAUCAUCAAAUUACCAGAUACCAGUAUUGUGCAUUAAAGGCAAUGUCAGCAGUGUUGUGCUGUGGCCCGGUGUUUGAUAAUGUGGGCCUUUCCCCAGAUGGCUACCUGUAUAAGUGGCUUGACAACAUUCUGGCUUGUCAAGAUUUACGAGUUCAUCAGCUCGGCUGUGAGGUGGUUGUCUUGCUGUUGGAACUUAAUCCUGACCAAAUAAAUCUUUUUAAUUGGGCAAUCGACCGAUGCUACACAGGGUCCUACCAACUGGCAUCGGGCUGCUUCAAAGCCAUAGCGACCGUGUGCGGCAGCAGGAACUAUCCCUUCGAUAUAGUGACAUUGUUAAACCUUGUUCUAUUCAAGGCCUCUGACACCAACAGAGAGAUUUAUGAAAUCUCCAUGCAGCUCAUGCAGAUCCUUGAAGCAAAGCUUUUUGUAUACUCGAAGAAAGUAACUGAACAAAGACCUGGCAGUAUUCUCUGUGGGACCCACGGCCCAUUGCCACCUCUCUACAGUGUGUCAUUAGGCCUCUUAUCAUGUGAACUGGCCAGGAUGUACCCUGAGCUCACUCUCCCACUCUUCUCAGAGGUAAGCCAGCGAUUCCCCACGACCCACCCGAACGGGCGGCAGACCAUGCUCACCUAUCUGCUGCCCUGGCUGCACAACAUCGAGCUGGUGGACAGCAGGCUCCUCCUCCCGGGGUCAAGCCCCAACAGCCCGGAGGACGACAUCAAGGACCGGGAAGGGGAAGUGAAUGCCUCCCACGGGCUGAAAGGGAACGGCUGGGGCUCCCCCGAAGCCACGUCGCUCGUCCUGAACAACCUCAUGUACAUGACGGCCAAGUAUGGAGAUGAAGUUCCUGGACCAGAAAUGGAAAAUGCUUGGAAUGCGUUAGCCAACAAUGAAAAAUGGAGCAACAACCUCAGGAUCGCCUUGCAGUUCCUGAUCAGCCUGUGUGGGGUCAGCAGUGACACGCUUCUCCUGCCCUACAUUAAAAAGGUGGCUAUAUAUUUGUGCCGCAACAACACCAUUCAGACCAUGGAGGAGCUGCUCUUUGAGCUGCAGCAGACGGAGCCGGUGAACCCGAUCGUGCAGCACUGCGACAACCCGCCCUUCUACCGCUUCGCCGCCAGCAGCAAGGCGUCCGCAGCGGCCUCGGGUACCACCUCCAGCAGUAACACGGUGGUUGCCGGCCAGGACAGUUUUCCAGACGCUGAGGACAAGAUAUUGAAAGAAUCUGAUGAGAGGUUUAGUAACGUCAUCAGAGCCCAUACUCGCCUAGAGUCCAGAUACAGCAACAGCUCUGGAGGGUCGUAUGAUGAGGAUAAAAAUGACCCCAUUUCUCCCUACACGGGCUGGCUGUUGACUGUUACAGAGGCCAAGCAGCCGCAGCCCUUACCCAUGCCUUGUACUGGAGGAUGCUGGGCCCCCCUGGUUGACUACCUCCCAGAGACCAUCACUCCCCGGGGGCCACUCCACAGGUGCAAUAUUGCUGUGAUUUUCAUGACUGAGAUGGUGGUGGAUCACAGUGUAAGAGAAGACUGGGCCCUGCAUCUACCAUUAUUACUUCAUGCUGUCUUCUUAGGUUUGGACCAUUACCGGCCUGAAGUCUUCGAACACAGCAAAAAACUGCUUCUUCACCUCCUGAUCGCCCUCUCUUGCAACAGCAAUUUUCAUGCCAUUGCUUCUGUGCUCCUGCAGACUCGAGAACUGGGGGAAGCUAAGACUCUAACAGUCCAACCCGCUUAUCAACCUGAAUAUCUCUACACAGGCGGCUUUGACUUCCUGCGGGAGGACCAGCCGUCCCCAGUGCCAGACUCAGGCCUGAGCUCCAGCUCCACCUCGUCCAGCAUCAGCCUGGGGGGCAGCAGCGGGAACCUCCCGCAGAUGACCCAGGAGGCAGAGGACGUGGGCACAGCUGCCGACGCGGACGGGAAGGCAAACAAACUCAUCGAGUUUCUGACGACCAGGGCAUUUGGUCCACUCUGGUGCCAUGAAGACAUCACACCCAAAAAUCAAAAUUCAAAGAGUGCUGAACAGCUCACUCAUUUUCUACGUCAUGUUGUAUCUGUAUUUAAAGAUUCCAAAUCAGGUUUUCACCUGGAGCAGCAUUUGAGUGAAGUCGCAUUGCAGACAGCGCUUGCAAGCUCUUCAAGGCAUUAUGCCGGUCGGUCCUUCCAGAUAUUCCGGGCGCUCAAACAGCCUCUGUCUGCCCAUGCCUUGUCUGACCUUCUCUCAAGACUGGUAGAGGUGAUUGGAGAACACGGAGAUGAGAUUCAGGGCUAUGUAAUGGAAGCGCUUCUUACCUUGGAAGCCGCUGUGGAUAACUUGUCGGACUGCCUGAAGAGCAGCGACCUCCUAACGGUGUUAUCUCGCUCUUCAUCACCAGAUUUAAGCUCUAACACUAAACUAACAGCGAGCAGAAAGAGCACAGGACAACUGAACGUAAACCCCGGGACAGCCAGUGGCAGUGCAGCAACUGGAGAGCGAAGCCGGCACCAACGAAGCUUCUCUGUGCCCAAGAAAUUCGGUGUUGUCGACCGAUCCUCAGACCCGCCUCGGAGUGCCACCCUGGACAGAAUUCAGGCCUGUACCCAGCAAGCCCUCUCCUCCAAAACCAGAAGCUCAUCCUCCUUGAAGGACAGCCUCACAGACCCGUCGCACAUAAACCAUCCAGCCACUCUGUUGGCCACCAUCUUUUGGGUCACAGUGGCCCUGAUGGAAUCUGAUUUUGAGUUCGAAUACCUAAUGGCCUUAAGGCUGUUGAAUAGACUGCUGGCUCACAUGCCACUCGAUAAAGCUGAGAACCGGGAAAAACUGGAGAAGCUCCAGGCGCAGCUCAAGUGGGCCGACUUCUCCGGGUUGCAGCAGCUGCUGCUGAAAGGAUUCACCUCCCUCACCACCACCGACCUCACCCUGCAGCUCUUCAGCCUGCUGACACCAGUGUCCAAAGUAUCCAUGGUGGAUUCAUCCCAAGCUAUUGGGUUUCCACUGAACGUGUUAUGUCUCCUGCCCCAGCUGAUUCAGCAUUUUGAAAAUCCCAAUCCGUUCUGUAAGGAUGUAGCCGAAAGGAUUGCUCAGGUUUGUUUGGAAGAGAAGAACCCCAAACUUUCCAAUCUUGCACAUGUCAUGACUCUUUAUAAAACACACAGCUACACAAGGGACUGUGCGACGUGGGUCAACGUGGUCUGCCGAUACCUUCACGAAGCAUAUGCUGAUAUUACCUUGAAUAUGGUUACCUACCUGGCGGAGCUGCUGGAGAAGGGCCUCCCUAGUAUGCAGCAGCCCCUGCUGCAGGUGAUCUACAGUCUGCUCAGCUACAUGGAUCUUUCUGUUGUUCCUGUAAAGCAGUUUAAUGUGGAAGUUCUGAAGACGAUUGAAAAAUAUGUGCAAAGUGUUCACUGGAGAGAAGCUUUGAAUAUCUUGAAGCUGGUAGUUUCUCGAUCUGCCAGCCUAGUUUUGCCUUCCUACCAGCACAGCGACCUCUCAAAGAUAGAAAUACAUCGAGUAUGGACUAGUGCUUCGAAGGAAUUACCUGGAAAAACCCUGGACUUUCACUUUGAUAUUUCAGAGACACCCAUCAUCGGGAGGCCGUACGAUGACUUGCAGAACUCCGGGCGUGAGGGGAAGCCCAGGGCCGUGGCCGUCACCAGGAGCACGUCGUCUGCCUCAUCGGGCUCCAACUCCAAUGUCCUCGUGCCUGUAAGCUGGAAAAGGCCCCAGUAUUCUCAGAAGAGAACGAAAGAGAAGCUGGUGCAUGUCCUUUCUCUGUGUGGCCAAGAAGUGGGACUGAGCAAAAAUCCAUCAGUGAUUUUUUCAUCGUGCGGGGAUCUUGAUCUGCUUGAGCACCAGACAAGCUUGGUGUCUUCUGAGGACGGCGCCCGGGAACAGGACAACAUGGAUGACACAAACAGUGAGCAGCAGUUUCGCGUCUUUAGAGACUUCGAUUUCCUAGACGUGGAGCUGGAGGAUGGAGAGGGCGAGAGUAUGGACAAUUUCAACUGGGGAGUGCGCAGGCGUUCUCUGGAGAGUCUGGACAAGUGUGAUAUGCAGCUUCUCGGGGAGCUCCAACUUGCAGGAAGUUCUCCCAGCCUAAAUAAAAUGAACCACGAGGAUUCCGACGAGUCCUCCGAGGACGAAGACCUCGCGCCCAGCCAGAUCCUGCAGCACUCUCACCUAAUCAUGUCUCUCUCCCCUUCGGAAACCAAUCCCGUGGAGUCUCUUACCACGGCCUGUGACAUGCCCCCUGCCGACCCUCAUGCCUUCCACACCAGAAUGGCCAGCUUUGAUGCUUCUUUGCCUGAGAUGAAUAAUCUUCAGAUUUCUGAGGGUUCAAAGGCUGAAGCUGUCCAGGAGGAGGAGGACACCACGGUGCAUGAGGAUGAUCUUUCUAGUUCCAUCAAUGAACUCCCAGCAACCUUUGAAUGCAGUGAUAGCUUUAGCCUGGAUAUGACCGAGGCGGAAGGAAAAGGCACUCAGGCGCUGGACCAGUUUACUCUUGCAAGCUAUGGAGACGCCGAGAGGGGGGCGUCGCCGCCGCCCUCCCCCUUCUUCUCGGCCAUCCUGGCCGCGUUUCAGCCGGCGGCCUGCGACGACGCGGAGGAGGCCUGGCGCAGCCACCUGCACCAGCUCAUGGGCGACGCGGACGGCUCCUGCGCCGUGUACACGUUCCACGUGUUCUCCUCCUUGUUCAAGAAUAUUCAGAAAAGGUUCUGCUUCCUAACCUGUGAUGCCGCCAGUUACCUCGGAGACAACCUGCGGGGAAUCGGGUCCAAGUUUCUCAGCUCCUCUCAGAUGCUCACCUCCUGCUCCGAGUGCCCCACGCUCUUCGUGGAUGCGGAGACCCUUCUUUCCUGUGGACUUCUAGACAAGCUCAAAUUCAGUGUUUUGGAGCUGCAAGAAUAUCUGGAUACUUACAACAACAGAAAAGAGGCCACUCUCUCAUGGCUUGCAAACUGUAAGGCGACAUUUUCAGGAGGAUCAAGAGAUGGCGUGAUUACCUGUCAACCAGGGGACUCAGAAGAAAAGCAAAUGGAAUCUCUUGCACAAUUGGAACUGUGCCAGAGACUCUAUAAGCUACAUUUCCAGCUGCUGCUGCUUUUUCAGUCCUACUGUAAGCUCAUCGGCCAGGUGCACGAGGUCAGCUCCAUGCCAGAGCUGCUAAAUAUGUCCAGGGAGCUGAGUGACUUAAAGAAAAACCUGAAGGAGGCCACGGCGGCCAUUGCAGCUGACCCUCUGUAUAUAGAGGGCGCGUGGUCUGAGCCAACCUUCACGUCCACUGAAGCGGCCAUCCAGUCCAUGCUGGAGUGCUUGAAGAACAACGAACUUGGCAAGGCUUUACGGCAAAUCAGGGAAUGCAGAAGUUUGUGGCCCAAUGAUAUCUUUGGAAGCAGUUCUGAUGAUGAGGUCCAGACACUACUGAAUAUUUAUUUCCGUCAUCAAACUCUAGGGCAAACAGGCACUUACGCACUGGUGGGGUCUAAUCAGAGCCUGACCGAAAUCUGCACGAGGCUGAUGGAGCUGAACAUGGAGAUCCGGGACAUGAUUCGCAGGGCCCAGAGCUACCGGGUCCUCACUGCUUAUCUUCCAGACUCCAGCGUCUCUGGCACUAGUCUCUGACAGGAGCCUCCCAUCCCCCGUGGGUCCCAAGCUGGGGGUGCUGUCAUGCUGGAGUGACAUCAUUCAGUGUCUUCUCAGCCUUCAGAAGACUUGGUCAAACUGUCCUCCCUCUCGUUACCUGUAGGACUUUUUCUAAAGAAGAUGGCAGAACUUCCCAUGUGUAGCAAUAUUCUAAGAACCAAGGUAGCCGAGAAUAUUCUGGGACAGACUCCACCACCCAUCACGCUGUGUGGCACAAAUGUGUUAUCAUUUUACUGAGCAAAUGCAACUCACUACUGAAGAAGUGACUUCCAUUGCAUACCAAAGCUGACUACACUGAACAAUACCUUCCUUUCUAGAAAUAAUUUUAGAUUGGCAAAAGUGCAAUGUUUCUUCACUAAAAAAAUUUUAUAUUCUAGAACUUGUACAUUCUUUCCCUUUUUUUUUUUUUUCCCUCUUUUUGGUGGGCUAAGGAAGGAGCAGGCAGCAUGACGCUGGCCACUGAAAAUUAUAAGAUGGUCAAAAGCUGACAGCCUGUAAACAUGAAAAGGGAAUUAUAAAUGGACAAUUUAAUGUACACUGUAAUUUGAAUAUGAUUACUGUACCUAAAAUGAGCUGCUAUGAAGUACCUUCCUUAUGUUGCUAGGCUACUGUUUCCGAAAGCCCUGGACCUCUUUGCAGGGGUCUGUGAUUAGGACUCUAGCACCAAAAAUGGUCCAGAGACUUUUUUUUUAAGGAUCUUGGCUGCUUUUUACUAGAAGGUUCCUUUUAUGAGCAUAUUUAUACUACAGAAGGAUAAGUGUUAAUUUUAACCAACUUUGCCAUUUUGUAGAAAAAAGUUAAAAGACAUUCACAUUAUAAAUCAAGUCUUGUCACCUGUCACACAUGAAUAUUUUAAUACCCAUUUGGAUAGCCAGAAGUAGAAUCAUCAAGGUAAAAUAUGAGUUGUCACUUUUUUCCUUAAGAAAUGUCGUAUUUUAUUUGUAAUAUAUAUGUAAAUGGCCAUUCUUAAGUUUUCUCCAUAAACUUAAGGCUGUCAAGUGUUGGAUGUGUGCAUGUAAACCUGUUGCACAUCAGAAAAACAUAUUCAGAGUUUAUCUAUGUAACUUAUUCACUCUGUAAAUACAUUUAAAGUUUUUGUGAUGUAAUCUUGGUUGAUACUCUGUUCAGAACUUCCCUUAGACUAAAAAAAAAGACAAAACACAUAUUGACCAUGGAUUUUCUUUCUGGUUAAUGAAGCUUUUGCCUUUGACACACAUUUUUUUUGUGUCAUGUGGGUUGCCACAGUGACAACCCCUAGGGGCACCAUUCAUGUCUGUUCCAUGAAUGGUACCUGUUAGGGCUCUGCACCAAGCACCUGACCCUGUGAAGCAGGAGGGAUCUUCAACCUCUCUGGAAGUGGACAACAAAAAAAGAACGUCAAUUUCAACCAAAGAGAGAAGCCAGAAGACUGAAAGCUCUACCUCUCCACAGCCUAUAAGUAAGUUGUCAUCCUUAAAAUUGUGAAACAGACUACAAUGAGCAGGAAAAAGGGGUUUUAAUUCUGUCACUACCACCCAUCUACCUUCCACCCCACUCGAGAAACAGACACACAAUCUAACUUCUGCUGUCUUCCUACUCAUAUUUAUUUAGACUGACAAAUAUAGCUUGCUUUCCCAACAUACAACAGCUACAUCAUAAGUAGUCAUUUUCUAGAAGUAUCCAGACACAGGCAGUCUGACCCAGGAUUUAUUUGUUGCCACAGAUAACAACGAUUAACUUACUUUAAAAACUUUCUGGAUAUUGCUGUCAACAUAUUCCUCUUAUGAUUUUUUCAACUUACACGAAAGAUGAUUUGUAGGAGACACCUGAACCGUAGUCUGUCUGAAAAUAUCAUAAGAUGUAGGUGUCUGUGGUUAACAUCAAACAACUGUCAGAGUUCUGCUGGGACCCACAGUGGAAAGGGCUGACUAGUCAAGGUUGAAUUUUUCUGCCAUGCACUGGAACCCAGCAAAGAAGCACCAUGAUGGAUUACUUAUUCUUUAAAAAGGAGGAUUUCAUGGGAGAUUCUGGGAAGAUGGCAGAAAAGAGGUUCCAGAAGCAACCACCUCCUACAUACACACCAAGGCAGCAGCUACUCACUCAGAAAACUACUUGAAGACAGAGCAGAACUUCCAGAACUAAAGACGAAGAAAAGACUGCAUUGAGAAGGGUGGGGGGGCAGAGCCACAGUUAGGAGCCAAGCCCUUCCCCACCUCCAGCCCACAAGGGGGAAGGAGCAAGGUGCAGAGGGGCAAAGCCUCUGCUUUUGGAUGGCUAGCGUGCUGUGUCAACCAGUCUGAGACCUAACACAGAAGCAGCGGUUUGGGAAGCACCUGGGUUAUAAGUAAAGGAGAUUUAUCAACUAAUUUUGGGAUGUAUACCAGAGGGAGGCGAUUUGCAGGAGCUUUCUCUGGGGGAGGAGAAGCUGACAGGCACCACUUUUCUUGGCCUCCUUCAGCCUAGCUGGCCAGACACUUGUGGGAACCAGUUCUGACACUUUCUAACCUGCCAGCACCAUUCACCUUGCCCUGGCAUUCCCCUGUGGACUCAUCCUACCAACCUGCCUGACCCAUCAGGCACCCAUUCAAGGUGCCUACUGAACCAUCCCACUGUGCAGACAGCCUCAGUCAGGAUGCUACCCCUCCAGAUUAACUCCUACCUUGAGAAGAUGAGGAGCUAUCCUCACCCAGCAGCGUAUACAGGCAGUAGACACAGCUGAGCCUCUAAGGUAGCCAUGCCAUGAAUAAGCCCUCUCCACCAGUGUGCCCACAAUAGUUUAGCCACUCCUGACAACCAGGCAGAGGGCAGGCCCCACCCACCAGCACAACUGCAGGGGCUGAAGCCAAGUAUUCCAGCCAACCACACUGUGAGAGAGCCUUGCAAACUAAUGUAAUAGUGAUGCUGGUCACUGCUGACAGCCUAGUGGAUAGCCAGCCUCUCCCACCAGCCCUCUCCCAACAAUUGUGGUCCAGAUGCAAAAGGAGAGUAUACAGGGGACACCCCCAGAAACACCUGAUUCUGGUGACCAAGAGGUAUUGCAUUACUGGGCACCAUGGGAUGUCUACUACGUAAGGCCACUGCUUUCAAGAGACAUAGCUGAUCUACCUAGUACACAGAACCAGACAAAAUGAGCAGGCAGAGAAAUAUGUCCCAAACAUACACACACCAAAAGACAAAAAAUGGCUAAACAAAAUGGAGAUGAGACAUCUACCUGAAAAAGAAUUCAAAGUAAUGGCCAUAAAGAUACUCACCAGACCCCAGGCAGAAGAGUGGAUGAACUCAGAACAUCAACAAAAUGAUAGAAAAUAUAAAGAACCAGUCAGAGCUGAAGAGUACAGUAACUGAAAUGAAAAAUACACUAAAGGGAGUCAAUAGAUUAAAGAAUGUAAAAAAACUUAUUAGCAAUCUGAAAGACAGGAUAAUGGAAAGCAACCAAACUAAACAGUAAAAAGAAAGAAGAAUAUUUAAAAAGGAAAGGUUAAGAGGUGCAGUAUUCAUAAUGUAAGUCCAAAGAGAAAGAAAAAGGAGCAGAAACCUUAUUUGAAAAAAUAACAGCUGAAAACCACCCUAACCUGGAGAAGGACACAGACAUCCAGGCCCAGGAUACACAGAGAAUGCCAAACAAGAUGAACCCAAGAAAGUCGACCUUGACACACAAAGUACGAAAAUGUCAAAGAUUAAAGAUAAAGAAAAAUCUUCAAAGCAGCAAGAGGAAAAUAACUAGUUGCAUACAAGGGAAACCCCAUAAGGCUCUCAGCUUUUUCAGCAGAAACUUUACAGGCCAGAAGGGAGUGGCAUGAUAUAUUCAAAGUAAGGAAAAGAAAAAUUUACAACCAAGAAUAUUCUACCCAUCGAGGUUAUCAGUAAGAAUUGAAGGAGAGAUAAAGAGCUUCCCAGAUAAAAAGUUAAAGGACUUUAUCAGCACUAAACUUGCCUUACAAGAAAUGUUAAAGGAGUUUCAUUAAAUGGAAAAGAAGAUGCACAAUUCAAAGAAAAUUAUGAAAGAAAAAUGUUUCAUUGGUAAUAGCAAACACAAUAAAAGUAGUAUGUCAAUCACUUUUGAAGCUGGUAUGAUAUCUAAAGACAAAAGUAGUGAAAUCAAUUUUAUACAUAAAAAUUAGUCAAGGAAUACACAAAAUAAAAAUAUAUACACAAAACAUGGAGAGGGGAAUAAGAGACUGACAUAUACAUAGAAUGCUCUAUAUGAGCCUCAUGGUAAGCACAAAUCAAAAACCUUUAAUAGAGAUAGAAAAAAUAAAGAUAAAUAAUCUAAUCAUGACACUAAAGAAAGUCAUCAAAUCAUAAGUGAAGAGAGCAAAAGAAAGGAAAAGUUCUAGAGAAGAAUUGCAAAAAACAACCAGAAACAAUUAACAAAAUGGCCAUAAUUACCUACCUAUUAAUAAUUCCUCUAAGUGUAAAUGGAUGUGGGGGCGGUCCAAGAUGGUGGUGUAAAAAGAGCCUAUACUCACUUCCUCCCAUGUAUACACCAAAUCUAGCCAACAUACAGAGCAAUUCCUCCUGAAGUAGAACUGAAUGCUGGGUGACAUUCAAAAGAUAGACCACAUUUUAAAAAGGGAGAAGAGAUAGAGUCCUGGUGAUGACAGGAACCCUACCACCAAUGCAGAGAGAAACCUGCAGCAAGGCAGGAUAUCACGAAGGGACCUGCACCCAGACUCACCCUGGAGCACAGGGAAAAAAGAAUGGUUUAAAGAGCAACUAGACUAUAAGUGAAGGAAGCUGAUUUACUAAUUUAGAGUGCCACCCAAAUGGCAGGGAAACUGCAGAGCUCUCUCUGAGACCAGAGGUACUAGUGAGUGCCAUUGCUUAUGUUCCAGGCCCACACUAAUAGUGCAUGCAAGAGCAGGGUCCAGACACCACUUCAGAAGGCCCAGUGUGUAGCCGACACCAGCUCAAGAAGUUCCCUGUGUACACACAGGGUGCACACAACCCACACAGGAGACACCCCUGGAGCUCUGGUGACCAGAGGAUUUUGUGCUUCUGGCCACCAAAGGACACCUGCUACAUAAAGCUACCGCUUUCAAAACCAGCCAGCAUAGUUGAUUUAUCUAACAAAAACAGAGAACCUGACAAAAUGAGGAGACAGAUGAAUAUGUUCCAAACAAAAGAACAAAGCACCACGAAAAAUGCCAAGUGAAACAGAGAUCAUCUACCUGAUAAAGAAUUCAAAGUCCUGGUCAUACACAUGCUCACUGUACUGGACAGAAUAAUAGACGAACUCUGGGAGGACUUCCACAAAGAGGCAGAAAAAAUGAACUAGUCAAAGCUGAAGAAUAAAAUAACUGAAAUGAAAAAUACAAGAGAAGGGAUCAAUAGCAAAUCAGAGGCUACAGAAGAACAUAUCAGUGAUCUGGAAGACAGGGUAGUGGAAAGUAACCAAAAUGAACAAACAGAAAGGUUUUUUUUUAAUGAGAAGAUGCUAAAAGAUCUCUGUGACAACUUCAAAUGAAACAAUAUUUGCAUAAAAGGGGCUCAGAAGGAGAUGAGAUAAAGGAUCAGAGAGCCUAUUUGAAGUAAUAGUAGUUGGAAAUUUCCCCAACCUGGGGAAAGAAAUGAACACCCCGGUCCUGGAAGCACUAGAGAGCCACUAAGAAAUGAAGCCAAGGAGGUCCACACCAAGUCAUAUAGUAAUUAAAAUGGGAAAGACAAUAGAGAACCUUAAAAACAGUAAGAGAAAGGCAGACCAUUACCUACAAGAGAAACCCUAUAAGGCUAUCAGCAGAUUUUUCAGCAGAAACUUGACAGAAGGAAGUGGCACGAAUUUUCAAAGUGCUGUAAGGUCAAAAAUCCAUAACCAAGAAUAUGCUACCCAGCCAGGUUAUCAUUCAGAGUUGAAGAGGUUAAAAAAUGUGGAGCUCAAAAGACACAGUAGUAAAAUCAAUUAUACACAAAAAUUAGUGAAGAAAGACAAAAAUAUGUAAAUUAUGAUGUCAUAUGCAUAAAAAGUGGAGGAGAAAAUAAAAAAGUAGUACUUUAAGAAUAUGUUUGAACUUAAGUGCCCAUCAAGCUAAUAUAGACUACUGUAUAUACAGAAUGCUACAUAUGACCUAAGGUUAACCACAAACUUAUAACAUACACAAAAAAGUAGAGAAAGGAAUCAGCAUAGCACGAAAAAGUCAUUAACUCACAAAGGAAGAGCAAGAGAAGGCACAGAACUGUAAAAACUACCAGAAAACAACAAAAUGGCAAUAAAAUAUCUACCUAUCUAUAAUUACUUCAGAUGUAAAUAGACUAAAUGCUCCAAUCAGAAGACACAGUGUGGCUGAAUGAGUAAAGAAACAACACUCAUCUAUAUACUGCCUACAAGACACUUACUGCAGACCUAACGACAUCACAGAAUGAAACUGAAGGGAUUGAAAAAGAUAUUCCAUAAAUAAAAGCAAAAAAAAAAAAGAAAAUAGGAGCAGCAACACUUACAUCAGACAAAACAGACUUUGAGACAAAGAAAAGGCAUUAUUAAUGAUAAAGGGAUCAGCCCAACAAGAAGAAAGAACAGUUAUAAAUAUCUAUGCACCCAAAAUAGGGGCACCUACAGAGCAAAUACUAACAGAUACAAAGGGAGAAGUUGACAGUAAUAGAAUAAUAGUAGGAGCCUUUAAGACCCCACUUACAUCAAUGGACAGAUCAUCCAGACUGAAAAUUAAUAAGGAAACACUAGCUUUGAAUGACACAUUAGACCAGAUACAAUCAGCAAAUAUAUAAAAAAAAAUUUCAUCCCAAAACAGGAGAAUAUAAAUUCUUCUCAAGUACACAGGGAACAUACUCCAGGAUAGAUCACAUAUUAUUAGGUCACAAAACAAAUCUCAAAUUAAAAACAUUGAAAUCAUAUCAAGCAUAUGCUUGUGACUCCCACCACAACUA
This is a messenger RNA of Manis pentadactyla (Chinese pangolin), 16376 nucleotides long. It is a transcript of the gene FRY, whose product is annotated as FRY microtubule binding protein. The coding region runs from base 447 to 9497 and encodes 3016 amino acids. The record is from RefSeq and is a predicted model, not a curated record. Gene Ontology annotation, cellular component: site of polarized growth; cell cortex. Gene Ontology annotation, biological process: cell morphogenesis; neuron projection development. The transcript has 62 exons. NCBI's taxonomy places the organism in Eukaryota, Metazoa, Chordata, Mammalia, Pholidota, Manidae.